AUGCAGGAAUCCCUCUUGUCCAUUCUGUGCAGCGAAACCUGGCACUGGGACUCUGAGGACGCCAGCCAAAUUAGCUUUAAUGAAAACGGGACAGGCAAGCUAAUAUGUCGCGCCGAGCUCAAUGUCUGGAUUGCCGCUGAAUUUGACUGGCAACCACAUGACAAACAAGCACUCAGCCAAAUGGUUGACCUCGCCAAGCGCGACGGCUCGCCAAUCGACUUUCAGACAAAAGUCAACAUGACACUGACCAAGCGCCGCAUUCCGAGUCUCGGGAACGCAGACAUGAGCAAGUAUAACAUAAACGAGUCGCUGCUGGCACAAGCUGCCUUUGAGCCAAAGACGUACACGAUUACUCUUGACCAAGGAACCUUUUUCAGCCCCUACGACGCCCAGUUUCCCGGGGCGCAGACGGAAUUCACGCCCCUGUUCCGGCUUCGCUUGACAUUUGACACGUCGCCGUUCCCGCCGCGAUGCGAGUGGCAGGAGCCGCGGGGGGCGCCGGAUGCGCUCAAGUUUUGGGAGUGGAAGCAAUUUUGUGGGCGAGAAAUUGGCAAGCAGCAGUAG
Messenger RNA from Metarhizium robertsii ARSEF 23, 564 nucleotides. Its product is annotated as epoxide hydrolase. Lineage: Eukaryota; Fungi; Ascomycota; Sordariomycetes; Hypocreales; Clavicipitaceae. The transcript is spliced from 2 exons. The record is from RefSeq and is a predicted model, not a curated record. The coding region runs from base 1 to 564 and encodes 187 amino acids.